AUGAUUCUAUCACUCCAUAAGCAUGAAGAGCACACAUCCAAGAAGUUUCCGUGUGACUACGCUGCUGGUUGGUGCCAGCUAUCGACACCUCACCUCAUCAGGUGAAAGGAUGGAUACUGAUACCCUGCAAGGGGACCACGCCCCAGCCCAAGCCUCACAGCAGCAGCCAGCAGGAGACCAUGACACGCGUCCACAGCAGCACCCGAGUCUCCGGGCGCUUCCACACGGCACCGCCCCCAGGAUGGCACCACCCCGCCGCCAUGGAAACCCCGCCUAUAUUUGCAUGCAGCGGCGCCGGCGCGCCGUGCGGCUCCCUCCUUCCUUUCUCCCUCCCUCCUCCCUCCUCCCGCGGCGGCGGUAGCAGCCACCACGGCGGCGGCGGGAACGGCACGGAUGAGGCGCAUGUGCGCGGUGGACGGGCGCUGGGGCUGCAACGGCUCUCUGCGAAGAGGCCGGGCGGGGCUGGCCGCCGGGGUCGGCAGGGGGGGCCGCGGCGCCGGCGGGGCAGAGGAGCUGUCGGAGGCGGGCGGCGAGAAGGGCUGGCGGGGCCAGUCGCGGGGCUGCCCGCAGCAGCUGGCGGAGCGCUACGCGGACCUGGCGGCCAGCCACUGCGAGGCGCUGCGGCAGCGGGAGGAGCGCGAGUGGCACAACGCGCGGCUGCGUCUGGAGAACGCGCGGCUGCGCCUGGAGAACCGCCGCCUGCGCCGCGAGAACCGCUGCCUCUUCCGCCAGGCCCUGCUGGGGCCCGGCCCCCACGAGCCCGAGAAGGGCGAGCAGCCGGGCCCGGGCGGGGAGGCGGAGGCCCUGCGCGCACAGCUGGAGCGGCUGCAGCAGAAGCACCGCCGCGCCCUGCAGCAUCUGCGGCGCUGCCGGGAGCGGGCGGAGCUGGACGACGGGGAGCUGGAGGAACUGCUGCGAGACGACGAGCAGCCACCGUCUCCCCUCGAACCGCAGGAGCUCGCCGCCGCCCCAGUAGGCGGUCCCGAGGAGGAGGAGGAGGAGGCGGUGCUGCUGCCCUGCGUGAGCCUCGGCGGAGGGCGGGGCGGUGCAGUCCUUCCGCCCGCCCCGCGCAGCCCCGGGGAUGGGCCGCGGUGAGCCGGGCCGCGCUCCGGGAACUUGCUUCCCGAGUGCGCGGUUUGAUCCCCUCGCCUAAACGUGUGCCCGAGCAGCACUGCAGAAGCUGGGAAAGGGAUACUUGGAAGAGGCCGACCCUGUGGAUGAAGAGGGCCUCAAAGCCGCCGUUGUUGUGGAGAGAAUCUCCACUUUGGUCCCACAUCUCCUAAGAGCAGUGAACGGUACUGUUCAGGGGCUUCCUGGGGUUCACCUGCUCUCCCUGUGAGUUAGACAGAAUGUCGUAGGCCUCAUAGCACAGAGACUAUCAAAAGAUGGUUCUGGCCAAUUCCUAGUAGUCUGUUAAGUCAGCAGCACUCUGGUGAAAGCCACUGGUCCCUGGAGCUCCGUGUUGCCUGGGCACUGAAUGAGAAAUGACACCUGUGUCGCUAAGAAUGGACUUUGCUCACCCUCACGUAAAUACUGAUUUGUAUUUUGCACUUCUGCAUAAAAUCACAAUUGUUAAAUAAAAACGUGACACAGCAAA
This is a messenger RNA of Numida meleagris (helmeted guineafowl), 1597 nucleotides long. It is a transcript of the gene TUSC1, whose product is annotated as tumor suppressor candidate 1. The record is from RefSeq and is a predicted model, not a curated record. Bases 394 to 1095 code for a protein of 233 amino acids. Lineage: Eukaryota; Metazoa; Chordata; Aves; Galliformes; Numididae. The transcript has a single exon.